UAUGAAGAAUUAAUUUUGCUUAAAGUCUUCUUUUCUAAAUUACCCAAACCCCUAAAAUGUUUAAAUAAAAUUUCUUUUCUUUUAAAUUGAGAGUUGAAGUCGCGAGGCAAAGUGAGUUUGUGAAAAAAUAAAUAAAUAAAUCAAAAAAAAAAGAAAUGUUGACUACUUUUUCAUCUUGAAACAAAAGACCAAAUACGUGUUAAUCAUUUAAGUAAUAAAAACGAAACCUCAAAAAAGCAAGACCUUAAAGGCUUGGUUUUGAAAACCCUGCCAAUUCUGCUUUGCCCUUUGUGACGCUACUCUUUGAUCUUUGAUACAAAGAUGCCAAUUAUGUCGGGUAUGUCAUGACCAUGGUCUAUGCCCAAGAGAAUAGUACUCAGUGAGAUGGAGCCAGCUCUAACGGUUUUAACUGCCUUCCAUUUCCCGCCUUCAAUGGCGAUAUGGUCGGUUUCAAAACCCUAACUCAAAACAUAAAUAGCCAGCGCAGGUGUAAUUCCUCGCCACCAAACUGAUUUACAACCACUCAUUCCGAUCCACUGCGUCUCUCUCGCUCUCUUUCCCCAUUUCGUCAUCUGAAAAAUCUUCCGACACUUUAUCCCCCAAUUUCAAUUGCUCUGUGACGACUUAGCUGUCUCACAGUCUGUAAAACCCUAAAUUUGGACACAACAUCGAUCUUUCUUCGAUUUUCACUACCCUAUUUAUAGAUUUUCCAUUACCCAUUUCGUGUUUUUGCUUAUCCAACCCAAUCUUUCUUUCUAGGGUUUUGAUCGAAUGUUUCAAAUAAAACCACUCGACACACUAUUGUUUUGUAUAAUCUUUCAAUUACAAGACGUCAGGUGUCUUCUCUUGGCUUUUCUUGCAACAAUGACUGUUUUGAAAUCUGGAGUUCUCGUUAAGCUUCUUGAAGACAUGACGGUGGAUGAAACCCUAGCGGAUGAUCGUAAACGAGUUUUGUUGCAGAUAAGAAGCAUAAUCCCUGUUCUGGAAGAAGGUGAUCUUUGGCCUAACAAAGGGUUUUACUUGAAGGUCUCCGAUUCGACUCACGCCAUUUAUGUCUCUUUGCCUCAAGAACAGGAUGAGAUGAUUUUGAGUAACCAAUUACAACUUGGGCAGUUCAUAUAUGUACAGAAGUUGGAGGAGGCACUGCCGGUUCCGAUUCUCAGAGGCGUAAGGCCUGUCCCCGGUAGACAUCCGUGUGAUGGAACUCCGGAAGAUAUAGUUCUGGCUGCUAAUUUGGUGAAGUUUCUUGAGGAGUCCAAUGAAGAGUCCAUAAUGGAAAAGACUGUUGUUUCUGAGAAAAAGAUUUGUGGGUUCUCUGAUUCUGAGUCCAUAACAGGGAAGGGGGAUGUUGGGGAGAAAAAAACUCCGGUAAAGAACCGGUCUCUGAGUGCAUCCAAAGCUCGGCCCAGUGAGAAAAGAAGGGUCUUCAAUUGCAUCAGUAAAAGUUGUGAUAUUGAGAAGAGAAUUUUGGGUGGUUUGGGGGUUCUACGAAGAAGUAAAUCAGCUUCUGCUGACAAUGACAGUGAUUCUGAUAGUCCAAAGGCGUCUGCCUCGUUUCUACAGACAUCAAAGAGAAGAAGCUGGAGUGAGAUGGAGAUUUUGGGGGUGAAGGGAAUUUUCGAUUCUUCGGUUGUCAAGCAUGAGAUAAGACCAGUGACUCGUAGCCGUAGUGCUUGUAUUUCUCCUGUUCAUCCUGUGAGGUCCGAUAGCUCUGAUGAAAAUUCGAAUUCCACAAGAAGGAAGAGAGUUUGUGGUCCAAGUGUGAAAUCGGUUAAAAAUUCCAACAGGAGCAAGAUCCCUGUUCCAAGAAAAAAUGGUGAGGAAGUGAUGUGCAGCUCAGUCAAUGAUAGAAAAGGAGAAGAAAUUAAAAUCUCAUGGGAAUCUCUCCCCUCAAGCCUCGUGAAGCUUGGAAAGGAGGUGAUAAGGCAUAGAAAUGUUGCUCUGCUUACUGCAGUUGAGGCUCUGCAAGAGGCUUGUGCUGCUGAGAGACUGGCCAAAUGCUUAAGCACAUACUCAGAGUUCCAGUUAACGAAAGGGGGUGAUUCACAUAUAUUAGUUGAUAAAUUUUUUGAUCUUCAAGAUGACUUGGCUCACAGCAGACUAAUAGUGCAGUCAUUGACAAAAAUCAGUCCACCGAAAACAUCAGAUACCGAUUCUAACAGUGCAGGUUCAGUCAAGGAAGCGUUGAAUCUGGCACUGGAAAGAAAGAAAAAUGCAACUUCAUGGAUCAAAUCAGCCAUUGAAUCUGAUCUUUCCCCGUGCUCGUCCUCUCCCAAACCUGUAACUACAACUAGAGAUGCUACCAACACAGUGAAGAAAUCAAGCAUAAAAAAUUGGGCCCCUAAAUCAAAGAGUGCAUCUCUCUUGCAGAAGCAGGUGAAGAAUGUAGAGAUCCCAAAUGGAUUGGCAGCCGACAAGGAUGACCAGCCGGAUUGGGCGAGAGGAAGUGCUUUGUGCGCAGCUGCUGACCUAUCUAAUUCCUUGCAGGAUGAAUGCCAGAGAUGGUUUCUUUGCUAUAUUGAUAAGUUUUUAGAUGAGGUUGACUGUAAAACCAGUUCCAUAGAAUCGGAUUGCCAAAUAGCUGGGAUGAUGUAUCAGAUCAAGAGAGUGAAUGAUUGGUUAGAUGUGGUUGUCUGUAAAGAGAACGGAUCCAAAGAAAGUUCCACGACAGAGGACACCGGAAUAGGAGCUUGUGAAAGGGUGAAGAACAAAAUAUAUAGUGUCUUGUUGAAGAAUGUGGAGAGGACAGCCAUGGCUUUAGAAAAUGUUAAUGCAACAGUUCAAAGUUGAGCACUCGGAGGUGAUGAGCCAUCACAAGUCCAAUAAACUUACACAAUGAUCCGAUCAAAACUAAGAGCAUAUAGAAAUAGGUAAUCGUUGUGAAUAUUUCUCCUCCUAAUUCUUUACGGCGUAAUCCUGUAUUCUCCAUGGAUUUAUGUACUUAGUUUGUUUCUUUAACUGUUUCUUUCUUUCAGUAGAUAUAAAACAAUUACUGAUGAUUUUGUUAUAUAAAAUGGAAUGAUAUCUUGUGCAAGUAUAUGAUUAGUGAGCUAGCUGAUGCUUGGUCUAGUACAUGCCUCUAAAGUGUACAUCAUAUACAUUAGAUUUUAUUUAUUUAUUUAAUUCUAUUUUACA
This is a messenger RNA of Cornus florida, 3135 nucleotides long. RefSeq lists its product as uncharacterized. Lineage: Eukaryota; Viridiplantae; Streptophyta; Magnoliopsida; Cornales; Cornaceae. The record is from RefSeq and is a predicted model, not a curated record. The transcript has 4 exons. Bases 772 to 2790 code for a protein of 672 amino acids.